AUGGGCGUAACGAAUCGUGACACAAAGGCGACGGCUUCUUCCAAGCCCAAGAAGACUCACAUAUAUCAUGAGAUAGCGAAUGGAAAACCUGCUACAACAAAACCUUCACAUCACAAAGGCUCCAGGUCAGGCAAGAACUUGUCACACACAAAGAAACCCUGGAAAGAAUCACGGCGGAUUGUAUUUUCUCUGGGCGCAAUAUUAGGACUUGCCAUCGCAAUUUAUGCCGGUGCCGUUGGUGGAAAAUCGAACUCAGUUCUCUUUGAGAACUUCGUUAACUUUGAAUCGCUCCAAGACUAUGUGGAUGACUGGAAAGAAGUGCUGCCUCAGAGUCUUUCCUCCUUGGUAUCUGACUUUCAGAAGCGGAGUGCGCAUUCGACGUCGCUCAAAGAUCUGACUGAGAGUUUUGCCGUGGGAAAACAGCUGCACCGAGAGUUGCAUCUUCGUGAUAAACAUCCAGUGAUAAUGGUGCCUGGUGUAAUAUCGACAGGGAUCGAGAGUUGGGGCCUCUAUGGUGACAAUGAGUGCUCCUCAGAACCUCAUUUUCGUAAACGGCUGUGGGGAUCUUUUUAUAUGCUUAAAACCAUGGUCUUGGAUAAGAUGUGCUGGCUCAAACACGUCAUGUUAGAUCCAGAAACAGGGCUGGAUCCGCCCAACUUUACUUUGCGCGCUGCACAGGGCUUUGAGGCCUCUGACUUCUUUAUGGCCGGCUACUGGAUUUGGAACAAGGUGUUACAAAACCUUGGUGCGAUCGGUUACGAUCCAAAUAAGAUGGCAACUGCUGCCUACGAUUGGCGUCUAGCUUAUCUGGACCUUGAGCGCCGUGAUAGCUACUUCUCGAAACUGAAACAAAAGGUCGAGCUUGAUUUUAAACUCACAGGCGAAAAGGCAGUGCUGGUGGGCCACUCAAUGGGAUCUCAGAUUAUUUUCUAUUUUCUCAAGUGGGUAGAGGCAGAGGGCCCGCUCUAUGGAAAUGGAGGUCCUGACUGGGUUGAAAACUACGUCGACUCGUUCGUCAAUGUUGCGGGUACCCUGUUAGGUGUUCCCAAAUCGGUUCCUGCCUUGAUUAGCGGAGAAAUGAAAGACACUAUUCAGCUUAACGCUUUGGCUAUGUAUGGACUAGAAAAGUUCUUCAGCAGGAAAGAAAGACUUGACAUGAUUCAAACUUGGGGAGGUGUUCCAUCUAUGCUACCAAAAGGCGGUUCACUUAUUUGGGGCGAUCACGACGUCUCAGUAGAAGAUACUCUGCGCAAUGCCACCCAUUCGUAUGGAAAGUUCAUUCGAUUUGAUCGUGAGGUUGACAAUGCGGUGCAGAAGCGUGAGUAUACAAUGAGUGAAUCUUUAGACCUUCUAAUGGACAUUUCACCAUCGUGGCUUCAAAAGCGGGUUAAGGAUCAGUAUACGUUCGGCUUUGCUACAUCAGAAGGAGAAAUGAUCGAAAAUCAACGUCAUCAUUCGCACUGGUCAAACCCACUCGAAGUGCCUCUUCCAAAUGCACCCGGCCUCAAGAUUUAUUGCAUUUAUGGUGUAGGAAACCCCACAGAACGGGCGUAUGUGUAUAAAGAGGACCGCGAACAUCCAGUUUUGAACUUUACCAUUGAUUAUGAAAACAGCGAGCCCGUAUCAUUCUCUGAUGGAGACGGUACCGUUCCGUUAGUCACUCAUGCAAUGUGUCAAAAGUGGGCGCAAGGUCUCAGCCCUUACAAUCCUGGAAACUCGACUGUGAAGGUCAUUGAGAUCAAACACCAACCGGACCGUUUUGAUAUUCGCGGUGGCGCUCAAAGUGCGGAGCAUGUUGACAUCCUGGGUAGUGCGGAACUAAAUGAGUACAUUUUGAAAGUUGCAGGAGGUGUUGGCGAUACAAUCGAACCACGCCAAAUUUCCGACAUGAAGCAAUGGGUACAAGACAUGCCAUUUCCUAUGUAA
This is a messenger RNA of Lachancea nothofagi CBS 11611, 1926 nucleotides long. NCBI's taxonomy places the organism in Eukaryota, Fungi, Ascomycota, Saccharomycetes, Saccharomycetales, Saccharomycetaceae. The record is from the annotation of a GenBank genome assembly.